UCUACAUAAUAUAUCACUGAACACCUGUAGUAUAGCAUUUCAUUAUCUCUUUGGUAAUCUCAAUUCGAUAAGUUUAAAACAAAAUCAAGUUUCAUUCAAACAUGGUGGAAAGCAAUUCAUGAAUAUUAUGAGAAAAACUAGUAACUGAACAACGUAUCAAGAUGGAUGCGCAUUCUUUGGAAUCUUUUCGAGAAUGUAAAUUGAACCUUCUAGAAAUCCUGGAGGUUGAGACAGAAGACUGGAUGAAUGACCACUACAAACAGCUGAUCAAAAAGGCAGGAAACGAGGCCAAGCUGAUCAUCACAACAGCCUCCCACUACCUGCUCCAGCUGAGGGACGAACUCAAAGACUUCAAGGAGAUACUCCGGAAGCUGAACAUCAAAAUGGCGGAACAAGUCGUCGGGAUUACCAGCAGGGGUUUAUUCAUUGAUGGAGAAACGUUGAGUUUAAAUGGGAAGGAAGAUCUCAGCAGUUUGAAAAGCGAUGAGUUCCGGUUUGAAUUCGGAGAAGCCAAGUGUCUCUUAGAUCGUCAGGUCCAAAUCAAGCUGAACCUGGACAUCAAGAAAUCCAUAAAGCAGACUAGAGAGAUCCUGGACAAGGUCGAUGAUGACAUCAUGGUGAACACGGUUGCCGUGGAAAAGCUGGAAGAUUUCAUCCAGAAGUUGGCGGAAAAGGUGAUUGAGGAAGAGACAACCGAUCAACUCGAGGAAAGUAAAAAGGAUGAAGUGGAAAACGGGGAUGGGGAUACGAAAGAGGAGGAUGGAAAAGAUAACGCUGGAAAGGAAGAGGAGAAUGAUGCGGGGAAACAUAAUGAGAUAGACGAUAGGGCAAACAUUGAGACCUUAGCAGAAGACAAAAAGAGUGAAAGCGACACCAAUGAUGGCAAGGGUGGGGAAACCCUCACACAGGAGAUCGACAACGAUUCAAAUGAUACCGAAAAACCUCAGGGCUCAACUGAAUCACUGAUGUCAACGGAGGAAAAAAGACUGGAUGGUGGAUCUGAAAAAGACGAUGAUGAAAACGACGACGUCACUGGGAACGAGGAUGUAUCUGAAGACGAGAACGCGUUGGAAAACACUGAGAGCGAUGAAAACAAAGAGGAUAGACUCCAAGAUAUCCACGACGUGAAUAUAAAUGAUGGUGAUGGUGAAGAGGUUACCCAUUACGCAAAUAUGAAUGGCGAUGAUUAUGGUGAAGACAGAAGAAAUGAUCAUAAGAACGAAGAUAUAGAAACGUUGAUGUUAAACGAGCUACAGGAGCACCCCGACCAGGAGCCAGACAACCCGUUCCCUGCUGAAGACUGGGACACAUUUGUGUAUUAUCGGCCGAUCAAACACUCGGACAGCGAGGAAGAGGAAGUUAUGUGUGCUGUAAUUGUCAAACGUGAGAUGCUGAGACAGAGCGAUAUCAUGUGUUCCGUUUCAAAGAAUCCAAACGACCUCAGAGCUUAUCUGAAGAACAAAUACGAAAAACUGCUGUCAUACUUUGUUACUGUGAAAUUUCUUCGAGAACCAGUCGAUAUGGGAGAAUGUUUCGUCUUUGUACCAUACCAACAACCGUCAAAAACACUGCAACACGUGAUUAGAACUCGAUCACCACAAGGCCAGUGGGCGGAUGUGACACCAAAGAACAUCUCUAAUCUUACAUCACUUCCGGGAGUAAACUUAAGUGGGAUUGAGAUUCAUGAAAAGGACCCAUUUGGUCUGAUAGUGGUGGCAAAAGAAAAUCAAAUUCACUGCAGCGUUCCCAAGGAAGGUAUUGCUAUUGAGCCGGAAAACGACAGAAACAUGACAAUUCUCGUCUCGCCUGUCACGUUCGGCGGCGAGACUUGUAUCUCUUUCUUGACAGAAGAGGUAUCCAUAGAAAGACUUGAAGCAUACAAGAAAGAUAACUCUGAAUUUAUGCACGUGAGCAGUGUGGACGCGAGGUUACACAUUGUUUGUGAUGAGGCCACAGAAGACGAUUUAUCCGUUGUGUUCUAUGAUCUUUUGAGAAUCGAAAACAGUGAAUCCGACGACUUCCGGUCGCCUGAAAAAGAGGCGCUGCGCCGAUGCUGGAGGCGUCUGGUUAAUGGUCUUGAUGUAGAAAAACUCCUCAAAAAAUUGGAAGAAAGAAGAAUCCCAGCCAAGUCCCGAUCCAAAAUAGAUUCUGUGAAUUUCCGCCAAAAAAUAGAGAAUGAAGAGUCAAUGGGAGAUAAGGCUCGCCUGUUAUUGAGAGAAAUAGAACAAUGGAAUAAAGAGGACAUAAAUGGUUUUGUUGUCUGUCUUCGAGAAUCAAAACACUCUUAUCUAGAAAAAAUAUUCGCCGAAACCGUCGAUAAAAUCGCAAAGGAACUGAAAUCCACAACUGGAAAUACCCUGCAAGGAAACCCGGAAAUAAAGACUCUUGUAAGGAAAAAUGAUGGUCCAUGGGUGCCAUCCAACCCUGUCACAAUAUCAGAAAGGCCCGAAGAUUUCGUCCUUGUCUUACCUCCCGGGGGAAGAGAAUAUCAGAUCAUCGUUUUACAUCUUUCUGGACAAAUGAUGAAGCGAGAUCUUUGUGCUUUUGGUGACGUCUUAUCAAAUGACGUCAGCGGAACUCGUACCUCGUUGAUCUGUAGACAACACUCCAAACAACCGGAGAAGAUCACCAUACAGUGUGUUCGCUCAGAGGCCGCCGCCUCCAGAAUCAAGCACUUGGAGGACAAUGGCUACACCUACGGUUGGGAAGAAGACAUACAGUUUGGCAUGUGUGACGGCGAAUCCUUGGAGAUCACAUUUGACCUCAACCUUGGUUUGGUAGAUAUCGGGGAGGAUGGGGUACUAAGGAUGUACUAUUUUUCUUACCUCGAUACGGCCCAGUUUGUUGGGGAUUUGUUUCUGGUUGACGAGCGAGCCCAAUCCCAGGAACCUUUGUUUUCCGGAGACCUCUGCUACAAUGUGGGUGCCGUCAAACAGAGACCUCCUAGAUCUGGCUGCAUCAAGGUCACGCUUCCAAAGUCAGCGGCUCCAUACAUCGAUCGAACUCCAUUCCGGAUGUUACAUGUUCAAGUGAUCGCCCUUGCAAAGUACAUUGGUUUCCGGUUAAGUGCUCUUGGAAGAGACAGUGUUCUACAGUUUGCAUCCUCUUUGGUGGAAGACGAAGCUUUGCGCAGACGCCUGUAUGUUAAGGUUCGCAGAGUUUGCCGUGGUAAGGAUGACGCAGCGAGGUGCGAAAUGUUCAUAAUCAACUGGGCAAGGCAGCGUCUAAAGUUUGAAAAUAAAGCUAUAUUGCUAAUUGAUGCCCUGGGAUUCGAACCUGACAUACAGGCUGACGUCAAAGAUUUCUCAUUAAUUUAUUCCGAUUCAGGCGUACUUUGUGACCACUACCUGCAAAGAAUGUCUGAAUUCAUAGGAGAGGAAUGGAUUUCUUUGGGGAGGAAUCUGGGCAUCCCGGACCGCGACCUGAGACUUCUGCAAAUUGAUUUUAAAGACAAGGCGGAGAGGAAUUACAAACUACUGGAUACCUUCAGGUUGUCUAGGACCGCCAUUGAGCAGGGAUCUGGUGUGAUCCGGUUUUUGCUGCGGGCCUGUAAGGGUGCUGGAUGUACCGCUGGUUUGAUCACGUUCAUUCGGUACAUCGCUGGAAUAUUCAAAGAACAAACGUUCAUGAGAUCCCAGAGUUGGAUGAGUCUGAGCUCUGCAAUGCCAUCUGUAGAAAUUACAUAGCCCUUAAGCAUAAACAUCAAUAGUAGCUACAAGUUGGUCAAUUUUAACGAGUUUCAGUUAAUAGCGAUCGCUUUUAUUCAAAUGUAUGCAUGGUAGAAAUUAUUUGUAUGGCAACUAGAGCCUUUUUGACAUUUUAUACUUUGUAUAUUAUGUUAUCAAUGUACUAGUAUUUUUUUGAUAGCUGCAUCUGCUUUCUAACAAUGAUGGUUGUCGAUAUAAUCACAAAUAGGAAUACUAGUACUGGAGUGUACAGGUGUAACGUACAUUUAAGAUUAUAUUUUGCUAGUAAAAUCUAUCAAUUGUUUGUUUAAAGUCUUCAUUAUUUUUGUCUAGUUCUGUCAGCCAUCGAACAAUACUUUCACUUUUCAGUGUCUUUGUAAGCUCUUCUUCUAGAGGAGAUUGGUUCGUCUAAA
Molecule: messenger RNA, 4099 nt
Organism: Magallana angulata
Lineage: Eukaryota; Metazoa; Mollusca; Bivalvia; Ostreida; Ostreidae
Exons: 17
Coding region: 162-3686 (1174 amino acids)
Biological process (GO): regulation of apoptotic process
Source: RefSeq, a predicted model, not a curated record